AUGAAUUCGAACAUCAGGGCCGCUUUUCAAAACUUCCUGUCUACUUCUUCGUGGAUAGUGCUACUCGUGUUCGCCUACAUUCGCGAAACUCUACGAAAAUGGGGACUCGAACACGACAAAGCUCACAAGGAACUGCCGAAACAAAAGGAUUUCGUGCCAUUAUUCGCGGACUUCGAAUCUGUAUAUGCCCGUAAUUGCUACAUGCGAGUUCGGGACGUGUUCGAGCGACCGAUCGGCUCUGUACCGGGUGCCACCGUGAACCUUGUUGACAGAACCACCGAUGACUACAACUGGACUUACAAGUAA
Cooperia oncophora is the source of this 306-nucleotide messenger RNA. The record is from the annotation of a GenBank genome assembly. Lineage: Eukaryota; Metazoa; Nematoda; Chromadorea; Rhabditida; Trichostrongylidae.